CUGAAAUUGGGUGAAAUUGUAACCACAAUUCCAACAAUUGGAUUUAAUGUUGAAACAGUCGAAUACAAAAAUAUCAGCUUCACCGUUUGGGAUGUUGGGGGACAGGACAAAAUAAGACCUCUCUGGAGGCAUUAUUUUCAGAAUACACAGGGCUUAAUCUUUGUCAUUGAUAGCAAUGACAGAGAACGCAUCGGAGAGGCAGCUGAUGAGCUAAACAAGAUGUUGUCAGAGGAUGAGUUGCGUGAUGCAGUUGUACUUAUCUUUGCGAAUAAACAAGACCUUCCUAAUGCUAUGUCGGUCUCAGAAAUCACUGAGCAUCUCAAAUUGAAGAACCAUCGUAAUCGAUCUUGGUUCAUACAAACGGCAUGCGCCACACAGGGCCAAGGACUAUAUGAUGGCCUGGAUUGGCUUUCUAACGAAUUGGGCCGUCGUGGAUAA
Messenger RNA from Protopolystoma xenopodis, 438 nucleotides. Lineage: Eukaryota; Metazoa; Platyhelminthes; Monogenea; Polystomatidea; Polystomatidae. The record is from the annotation of a GenBank genome assembly.